AUGUCAUUCGGAUGGUCUGCCGGCGAUAUUGCCGCAGCUCUAACUCUCCUGUUCAAUCUUGUCAAAGCACUCGAUAGUACUGAUGGUGCUGCUGGUAAUUAUCAAGAGUCUGUUAACUUCCUACGAGAUCUUAUCCGCACGAUUGACGGUCUGAACACCCUUACCGCGUUGAAAGUUCAUCCAACAUAUGGUGAUGAGAUCACCCAGCAAGUUUCUUUGAUCCGAGGACCAGUCGAGCAAUUUAUAGAUGCCGUGAGAAAGUACGAACCUAGUUUAGGGAAGAGUGCAGCUCAGGGUCAUCAUCGACAUGUUUGGAAAAAGCUACAAUGGCAUUUCGCUAAGGAGGAUAAGGUAUUAGCUUUGAAAGCAAAGAUUGAUCAACAUAUGCGAAUUAUUGAUACCUUAAUCCAUCGCUUGACCUUGGAUGUCGUUUUGAAGGUUCAGGAGACCCUCCCCCAACAGAUGGAAACUAUUUUUACAGACGUGCUUUCACCAAACAUUCUGGGACUGCUCCGCGAAAGUCUCGGCUCUUCGGUCUGCACCGAAGUCGCUCUCAAACUGCAAGGGAGCUUCGAUCUUCAUCCUUAUCCUGACUUUGAAUCGGAUAUCCAGAAAAUUAAGACUCAUUUGACUGACUCACAUAUCACACAGCAGCGCAUUGAGUCUUGUUUGAAAGUUGAUACGUUGCAGAAGAUAAGCAGCAAGAAAACGCGGGCCAGAGGACAGACUCACAUUGUUGGAGGUCGUCGUCCUAGGGGAAGGAAAAUAGCUGGCAACAACAGACAUCGCAUCAUCCCUAAUACGCAGCACGCAGAAUUUCAACGCAAAGGAUAUGGAAGCACAACGGAAGAGUCUCUCAGAGAAGUGUACGAUCAUCCUAGUUCGACAUGGGAUAUGACUAAUGCCACUUCAGGUACUAUUCAGUUUUGCUAUAUGUGGGUCAAUUCCUUCGCAACUUAUUGUGAUUGUGCACCAGUCCCCGACGAAGAUUCUUCUACUGACAGAGCUUUCGACGAAGGACACUGUCUUACGAGAUCUUUCAUUUUUCAUACUUUCAUUCGAGAAGAGUUCAAAAACUUGCCAGGGAGCUCAUUGGUUCGUCGCGGCCAAUAUCAGCCAAUGAGCUUGCACCACAAUCAACGAUUAUCGGGACGUAAUUGGGCAAAUUUUGUUUCUCCUGGUGCUACGGUUAGCAUGGCAGUGAUACAUAGAAGUCCCAUCAUAGGAGACAAUGAAGACUCAAGUAUCUGCCCUGACAAAAAAUGUUUCGGGAUGUGGAAGCGCCUGGAGGAACCCGCUUGGGUGGAGUGCCGCUACGCCGAAAACGGUGCGGGCCUCCCCAACCGUUUUCUAGCCAUCGAUCGUACCUCAAAGAUACCAACCAGUCAAGCAUCCAGUGUGGGUAGACACGAAGAUCAGCUUUCGGAAUUGGAACAAGACUACCUUACAGCUAGUCGCAAUUAUAACCACAACAAGACGCAUGAUAUUGCCUACGUCAAAACGAAAUUCCAUAAGGCUCAACGCGGUAACGAAUGGCUACUUCAUCGAUUAGGUGCGGCGAUCGCCGAUAGACGCACGUUUCUGGCCUACCGUCGAGAGAGUAAUUUUAUCUCUUCCACACCAAUGACCGCCUAUGGAGAGCUUGACCUGGCGGAUGAGGAAAUUUCAAGUGAUUUGUCUGAUAUCCUUCAACGCUCACAUACUGCUUCUCCUAGGCUACACGCAUCAUGGGCUUCCAUGCCAGGCUCUCCAAGCGUCGAUGGGUUAGAUCAUUUUCGAUGUCCAUUAUGCCAGAAGAAUUACCGGAUAAUGAAACAUGCGCAAUGGGUGAACCAUGUAUUCUCCGAUCUCCGAACGUAUAUUUGCACAUCAAAACAUUGUACUCAUCGAGCAUUCAGUAAUCGUAGACACUGGUUCGAUCACGAACUCCGGUAUCAUCGACGCCAUUGGACAUGCAAAAUAUGCAAAACCUCUUCCGUUGCCUGCUUAGCAGAUUUCGACUCGACGAGCCAAGAUUAUGCGGAACAUUUCGAGUAUCAUCACCCUAACAAUCCAAUGGAUCCUUGGGAAAUUGAGCGUUUUAUUGAAGACCGGGGUCCACAAAGUACAUUUUCAGCAAAAGACUGUCCGCUGUGCGACGAGCUGAGAACAGAUGAAGGAGAUGACGGCCAUACAUGGGUAUCGGGGGAGAGAUUUGAAGAAUAUCUCGGGCACCACAUGGAGCAACUGGCUCACAUUUCGGUACAGCAUUGGGGUAAAGCUUCACCUUGGCCUCGAAGAUCUCCAAAUGACCUCAAAAGUUUUUGUUUCAACUGUGCUAAUGCUCGUUCCGAGUGCAGCAAAACAAAGCCUUGCUCAGGGCGUGAGAAACGGACUGGUAUGAGGCAAUGUAUAUACCAAGAAGAUAUCGAAGCAAGCCAUUGGAAUCUCGUAAAUCAGAUCCAAGACUUGCAAGCGAAGUGCCCGACAACCGAGAACAUAAUGUGCUCUUUACCGCCCGGAACGGGUAAGGUCAAGGUCGACCAGAUCAUAGAAGCACUUCGAUGCGGGGAACAACUGGACAAAGUUGUUGCAACGCUCACUAAAGAGGACGAUGCUGAAGUUCUGGGUCGUCGUUCUCAGUGGGUCUAA
This is a messenger RNA of Glarea lozoyensis ATCC 20868, 2631 nucleotides long. RefSeq lists its product as uncharacterized. The transcript has 10 exons. The record is from RefSeq and is a predicted model, not a curated record. The coding region runs from base 1 to 2631 and encodes 876 amino acids. Lineage: Eukaryota; Fungi; Ascomycota; Leotiomycetes; Helotiales; Helotiaceae.